AUGAACCAUGGUAUCAACCACUCAACCAUGGACCCAAAACUGCACGACACAGUUGACGUUGUCUCUCUUGAACAGCGUGUCACAGACGACAAAGAACACGGCGCCGGCGAGCCGGUGCGCGUGCUCGACCACAAGCUCGAGCGUCGUAUCUGUUGGAAGUUCGACAUCAGGAUCCUGCCACUCAUCACCGUGAUGUAUCUGUUCAAUGCGCUCGACAAGGGCAAUAUCUCCAACGCAAAAACAGACAAGUUGGACGUGGAUUUGGGCAUCAAGGGCCAGCAAUGGAACAACAUGCUCUCCAUCUUCUACAUCCCAUUUGUGUUGUGCGCCUUCCCGCUCUCGCUUCUGAUCAAACGAUACAACGCCGCCAACGUGAUUCCGUGCUUGAUUACGUUUUACCGGCGUGGCGAGCUGGCCAGACGGCUGUCGAUUUUUUACGCCGCGGCCAACAUCGCCAACGCGUUCUCCGGGCUGUUGGCAUUUGGUUUGUUCCAGAUUAAAACAGAAAGACUUCACGGGUGGCAGAUUUUGUUUUUGGUCGAGGGUGGGGCAACCGUGAUUGUGGCGGUGUUUGCGUUCUUCUACCUGCCGCGGACGGUCGAAAAAGCAGCCUUUCUCACUGAAGAAGAGCGCGAGUGCGCCAUCUGGCGGAUCCGCACUGACUCGUCCUCGCUGUCCACCGAGAAAGUGUCGCUCAUGGACGCCAUCAAGGUGUUCAAGCACCCCGUCGCCAUUGCGUGGAUGUUCGAGGAGAUCUUUAUUGGAGUGCCGCUCAACUCCAUCAACAACUGGUUCCCGCAGAUCAUUGAGUCGCUCGGCAAGGGCACCGUCAUGACAAACCUGUACACGGUCGCGCCCAACGUGUGGGGGGCCGUGGCGCUAAUUUUCUGGUGCUUUGCGUCGGACCUGCUGCGCGUGCGGUCCAUUUUUAUCGUCCUGGCCGUGGCCUCCACGUUGAUCGGGUUCGUCGUGUUUGGCUGCAUCGACACACAGGCGCAUAUCGGUGUGGCAUACUUCUCGUGCUUCCUCAUGACUACCGGCUCGUCGGCGUCGUCAGUGCUCACUUCCACGUGGUACAACAACAACACGCCGAACGAGAACAGAAGAGUGGUGAUUUCUGCUGUCGGCGUGCCGUUGGCGAAUGCUGCGGGGCUCAUCUCGACCAACAUCUUCCGCGCAAAGGAUGCUCCGAAAUACGUGCCUGCCCUGGGAAUUACGGCCGGGUUUGGUGGUGCUGCCAUUAUCGCGGUGACCAGUAUUUUGACGUUUAUGGUGCUGGACAACCGUCGCAGAAACAGGGCCCAGGGCGUCUCCUGGACGUACCGAGACGUCCCCACGUACUUGCUCGCUGAAGGACCUUCGAAUCCAAACUACAGAUGGAUGUACUAA
This is a messenger RNA of Ogataea parapolymorpha DL-1, 1389 nucleotides long. RefSeq names its product D-galactonate transporter. NCBI's taxonomy places the organism in Eukaryota, Fungi, Ascomycota, Pichiomycetes, Pichiales, Pichiaceae. Gene Ontology annotation, cellular component: membrane. Bases 1 to 1389 code for a protein of 462 amino acids. Gene Ontology annotation, molecular function: transmembrane transporter activity. Gene Ontology annotation, biological process: transmembrane transport. The record is from RefSeq and is a predicted model, not a curated record. The transcript has 2 exons.